This is a messenger RNA of Tilletiopsis washingtonensis, 3364 nucleotides long. RefSeq lists its product as hypothetical. The transcript is spliced from 2 exons. The coding region runs from base 136 to 3162 and encodes 1008 amino acids. NCBI's taxonomy places the organism in Eukaryota, Fungi, Basidiomycota, Exobasidiomycetes, Entylomatales. The record is from RefSeq and is a predicted model, not a curated record.
CAGCUGCCUCGGCUUUCGCGCGCGCAGCACCGUCUCUGCGUGCUCGAGCCUGCGCCAUCCGCGCCGCCGCCGCCGCUGCCGGCGUCUUUACUCGUCGCCGCUGCCACGCCUGCGCGCGCGCAUCCUUAUCCAUCCAUGGCCGCCUCGACGCCGCGCUCGCUCGCGCGCACUGCCAGCGGCUCCGGCUCGUACGGCCGUCCGAGCAUGGAGGCGCCUGCCGGCUCGCUCGCCGCUGCCGCUGCCGCAUCCGCUGCAUCCACAUCGGCGGCGGCGCUGGCUGAUGCGCGCCCGGCACUGCUGCAUCCCUCGGCACUCUCGCCGGCCGAGUAUGGCUGCUUCCCGCAGUGGUUUGCCGGCCUGAGGCAGGCGCGCAGCGGCGCUGCCGACUGCGCAGAAGAGAGCGAUGCGCUGCGCUUCCUGCGCGACGAGUGCAAUCUUUCGGUGCAGGAUGAGGUGCUGAUGCUGUCGCUGUUCGAGCGCUUCCCGUAUGGUCUGCCCUCGGGCGUCUUCUAUGCGCUCCUGCGCCUCACCUCGCAUGCGCAGCGAGGCGAUGCUAUCUCUCUGGACGCGCUUUUCACUCAGGCGCCGCCGCCAAAAACAGGCCUCAGCGCAGCGGCUGCGACGGGCCCGCUUCCGCCGCCGCCUCAGCAUGUCGCGACGAUCGCAGCCAAGAAUUCCGCCGCAAGCGCAGCACCUCCUGCCGCAAGCGCUCAGUCACCCAGCCGGAGUGGUCCGCCGGAGGUGCCGGCUAAGCCAGGCAAGGCAGCCGCCGCGAGUGCCGCGCCGCCGCCAGCGACGCCCGUCAUCUCGAGCGCGAAGCUGCAGCCGCCGCUCAUCCCUACGCCGACGGGCGGCGCUGCGCAGACGGCCUCGAACGAGGACCACCUGCGCCCCGCCAAUCCAUUCCGGCCAACUCCGGUCAUUGGCGUGCCGGCGGCGUCUGGCUCGACCAGCGCAGCAGGCGCAUCGCCUGUCGUCGGCUCUGGCAUCUUGGGCUUCGACCCGGCGCCGAAUCCGUUCAAGAACGCCGCCAAGACGUCGACCAAGCUGGUGCGCCCGACCCCAGUCGUCGCCAAUGCCGGCACUUCGGUGCUCGGCUCGCCCUCGCCGCCGCCGAAUGCGCGCGCAGGUGCGAAUCCGUUCCGCGGGGGCCUCGUCUCGGUGCCGGGCCGAAGAGGCUCCGCGCGCGAUGAUGACCGCGUAGACAGCCCGGGCACGAGCGUGACAGAGGGCACGGCUGUCGGCGUCGGCGCGCUCAACUCGCCGCCGCUGCCGCCACGUCCAUCGGGCGCUGAGCGGCCACCUCCGCCGCUGCCGCCGCGCGCAGCCAACCCGCUCAUCCAGGCGGGCCUGGCGGCAAGUCGCGAGGUCCGCCGCAAGCAAGAGGCGCUGCCGCCCAAGACGUACACGGUGCUGCAGAGCUCUGGCGCGCCCGUGAAGAAGAGUGCGCCGCGGCUACUGGACGGCAAGGCGCCGCCCCCAGGAGCACCGAUCCCGGCUCCCGUCGCGCCGCCGCCUACGCACCACAGCAAGCGCAAGCCCACCAGCUCGUCUGGACACGACCCGAAACGCAGCGUCAGCGAGCUGCCGAGCCCUAGCAUGCUGCGCGGGCUCAGUGGCGACGACUCGGUGGACGAUGGGCGAGAUGGGGCGCAGAACGGGCCGACACUCAGGCAUCCGCGGGCCGUCAGCGGCGGAGGCGUUGCGCGCGUGACGCCGACGUACAAGCCGAAGGCAUCGUACGGCUCUAUCGGCAGAGAGUCGAAGAGCGGCGGCCUGCCGUCGUGGCUGCGCGAGCAGGAGGAGCUGCAACGCUCAGCCCUGGCCGACGGCGGCGCCUCGCUGCCGCGCUCGUCCUCUGCGCACUACUCGCAUCACCGGCAGCAUUCCGGACAUGCGCCGCCCGACGCGCCGCCAAGCGUCACCUCGUCGCGCAUCGAGUUCUUGGACAACGACAUGGACGAUGAUGACGGCGGCCUCAGCAGCGAGCAGGCGAGCCGCGCGGCGUCGAUCGACCGCAACAACCCCUUCUUCCUGCGCAGCGCGCGCGACGCCGACGCCCAGCCGCCGACGUCGCCCGGCGAGCCGCUGACGAAGCUGGCGGUCGCGCGCGCUGCUGCCGCCGCUGCGGUGCUCGACGGCAGAGACCUGCCGCGGCCGGACAACGCAUGGGUGCGCGGCAACAGCGACGGCACCAUGAGCGGGCGCGGCGACGCCGAUGGCCUGCUGCGCCCACUGGGCCGCAGCAAGACACUGCAGAGCCGGGCAGCGGGUGUGCCGCCUGCGCCGCCGCGCAAGAAGGUCGACGAGAAGCCGGCGCAGCUCGACUCGGGCACCUACGCGGGCUUCGGCAAGCCGGCGCGCCAGGAGGGUCCGCAAGGCGGUGGCCUGCGCCUCGUGCCGCCGAGCAAGAAGGCAGAGGUCGGCAUUCCGCCGCACAUCGUCCUCGAGCGAGAGCGCGAGCGUGCGUCGCGGGAGCGCGGUGCGAUGCACCAGAACCCGGUGCCACCGCCUCCGCCCGUGCGGCGCGCCAGCAACGUCAGCACGCUCAGCCGCACGAGCAGCAGCGGCGGCACGCCCAUGUCGCCCGUCGACGGCGACCAGCCGUUCGUGCUCGUCGGCGGCGUCAAGGCGCCCGGCCUGCGCGAGCGCGUCUCUGGGCUCUUCGGUCUGCAGGACUCGGCGACCAAGGGCACGCGCCCGCUCGAUACGCUCAAGCAGGACUUCCAGAGCGUCGCUGAGCGGCACGAGUGGCUGGCACGCGCCGCCGAGCGGGCACGCGGGCGUCCGAUCUCGGAGGGCACUGUCGCGCUCAUGUCCGACCAGGACCUGAGCCAGGAUGCGCCGCACGUCGAUGACAGCUACGAGGAAGAGCGCCGGCGCGAGCAGGCGAAGCUCGAGGGCGGCGACCGCUCGACGCCACUGGCACGGCGAGUGAGCAGCGGCCACGCUGCUGCGCGCCCGACGGCACACCUGCGCCGUGCCAGCUCGAACGCGCGCCGCUCCGUCGCUGCGAUGGAGGGCCCCUUCUCGGACCUGUCGCGUGAGACGGGCCCCAACGGCACGCCGCGCGAGGAGCUGAGCAGCGCGCUCGUCGUCGACGACGAGGCGCCUGGUCCGGACGUCGACCGGCGCUCGAGCGAGUAUGCCCAGCUUGCCUGAUUGCCGCUUCCUGCCUCUCCGUCACCCCGUCCUCCAGCGUAUACCCUCAGCACUGCCGCUCGACCUCACCGCAUCACACUCUCUGCGUCUCAUCCUCCGCCGUCCCAGCAUACCACAUCCCUUGCCGCGCAUGCGCCUGUAGUACAUCGGCCGCCUUUUUGCGCCAGUCUCAGCACCACAAUCUCUAUCGCAUUACUCUGUC